UUAAACUAUGAGAGACAACCAUGGAAGAAUUAGACGAAGCAGAUGAAAACAUUUUAGUUGGUCCUUUGCAGGGGAAAUUUUGUUUUAAAAUACAGGAGGGAAGAGUCGAUAAGAGCGCGGUCAUAUGUAAAUUAUGCAACAAGGAAUUCGCCUAUCACCGCAGCGUAUCAAGCCUCAAAUAUCACCUGAACGCAAAGCAUGUAGCAGCUAGCUUGGCAGAUACUAGCGUGGAAGCUAGUCCAACUGGGAGGAAGACGAAACAACCCACACUACACCAGCUGACUGGCUUCAAGGGCAGGGUAAGCAAGACCAAGGCCGAUAAAAUGACCAACGCGCUGGCUUACUGGGCGGCUCUCGACUGCAGACCCAUUGCUGUUGUAGAAGAUAAGGGGCUGGAAAAGAUUCUUCAGAUUGCCCUGUCUGACCCCACGUAUGAGCUGCCAUGUAGAAAAACGGUGACAAAGAGGGUCCAGCAGCUCUACGACAGUGAAAAGGGGGAGAAGGAGAAUUUGUUGAAGAAAGCCGAAUGCGUCGCUAUUACUGGAGAUCACUGGACCUCAGUCAGCAACGCAAAUUACCUCGGCGUGACCGCACACUUUAUUGACAACAAGUGGCGCCUUCACUCGUUUGCCUUAACCAUCAAGAAGAUAACCACGAGGCACUUUGCUGAAAACGUGGCAGAAGAUUUUGAGUCUGUGACGGAGGCCUGGGAAAUCACACAGAAAGUCACCACAAUCGGAACAGAUAGUGCCCGUACCAUGAUCGCUGCAAUGACACAGCUCACAUUUCAGCACAUGCCGUGUAUUGCUCACAUGGUACAGAGGACGAUCACAGUUUGUCUUAGUGACAGCGGGUUCACAGCCACACUGGCGAGAUGUCGUAAGAUAGUUGGGCAUUUUAAACACAGCCCCUCAAACACAGAGGAACUGCACAACGAACAAACACAACUGGGCCAAGACAACGAGCCACUGAUACAGGACGUUCCCACUAGGUGGAAUUCCACCCUGUUGAUGGUCUCUCGUCUGCUGAAAAACCAAGAUGCUGUUAAGGCUACGCUCGCCAAACAGAAGCACAAGCUCACCAUGUUGAAUGCAGCAGAAUGGGACAGACUGCAGAGGCUCGAAACCCUACUUUCCCCAUGCAGAGACGUGACAGAGCUCCUUGGGGGUGAGAAUUAUGUGUCAUGCUCAGUUGUGUUGCCUGCUCUCCGCCACCUGACCCGCACCAUGAAGGCCUCAGAUGAUGACCCAGCCUAUGUGGUGAAGUUCAAGGCUGCUUUUGAAAAGGACCUGUCUCAGCGUGAGGAUGCCCUAAAUCACAGAUUUCUACAAGUGGCUACAGCACUCGACCCUCGCUUUAAGGACCUAAAGUGUCUACCAAGAGGAGAGCGAGGAGAGGUGUGGACCAGCAUUGAGGCACUGGUGCAACAACAACCAGGCAGAGCCACUCCGGAAUGCACAGAGGAGCCAGCAUGGAAGAGGAGCCUCCUGCUGUAUAAUUCCGACUCUGAAUCAGAGGAUGAAGAUGGGCCCAAAGGAGCCGUGGCCCGCUACAAGGCAGAGCCUACCAUCAGUGAGAGAGACUGCCCACUGCAGUGGUGGUCCACUCAUGAGAGAGCCCAUCCACAGCUCUCUGUCCUGGCCCGCAAGUAUCUAGGCAGCCCUGCCACUUCGGUACCCUGCGAAAGAUUAUUCUCCCUGGCAGGUAAUAUAGUUCAAAAGAAGAGGGCAGCCCUGAGCUCCGAAAAUGUGAACAGGCUAGUAUGUCUCAGCAACUGGCUGAAAGAGAGGAAGUAAUAAGUUAAAUGUGUAUCCUGAGGCCAGUUGGCCAGUUGUGUUUCAAAUGGGAAAAAAUGGAGGUCAAUCACUGUCACUUUAUGUUGAACUGAACUGUCUGAAUGGCCAAUGUUACAAAGAGUUGGACUGAAUUUCAUUUUAUUUCUGACUUAUUUUUUGUAAACAGUUGAACUGUUGAUAAAUCCACGAAUUGUGUUAAAGCCUCAGAGGCUUUUUGUUCUGAAUGUACUUGAGAGUAUUGCAUUUUUGCAUUUAAAAAGCAGUAUUAAGCACUACCUAUACCUGUAGAGCUACCUGAAUUCUGAGUUUAGCGUUCCUAAAUAUGUUGAACUUUAAAAUUUGCACUGGCAUGUUGAUAUUUCUUUAAAGAAAAUAAACAAACAAUAUUUUGUUUAUUAAGCUUAUGUGUUGUCAUUCAAAAUCCAUGUGGAAAAAGUUACUUCCUGCUGUUUCCAAGUAUGCGAUUAAAAUGCGAUUAAUUCGAUUAAUUAAUUUCACAGCCAUGCGAUUAAUCGCG
This is a messenger RNA of Cyprinodon tularosa, 2313 nucleotides long. Its product is annotated as E3 SUMO-protein ligase ZBED1-like. The transcript has 3 exons. Gene Ontology annotation, molecular function: protein dimerization activity; DNA binding. Lineage: Eukaryota; Metazoa; Chordata; Actinopteri; Cyprinodontiformes; Cyprinodontidae. The coding region runs from base 21 to 1796 and encodes 591 amino acids. The record is from RefSeq and is a predicted model, not a curated record.